Molecule: messenger RNA, 1126 nt
Organism: Bursaphelenchus okinawaensis
Lineage: Eukaryota; Metazoa; Nematoda; Chromadorea; Rhabditida; Aphelenchoididae
Source: the annotation of a GenBank genome assembly
AUGUUGAAUCUGCAGAAACGUAUUAAGGGUAUUGAUGAGAAUCGUGCUUAUUUGGGCACUCGUAUCGCUGUCAGAGACAAGUUGUUGUCGCAGGAGAUGCGUGAGAUCGAGGAGCAUCUGAAGAACGCUCCGACUUGUAAAUUGACAUUUCCUUCAACUUCAUCUCUUCAUCAAAUGCUUCUAACCGUGAAGCCGACGAGUGGCUUUUACAGAGGCGGUACUUUUCAGUUUUCUAUCGAUGUUCCUCCAGAGUACAACAAUGUGGUAUGUAUUUUAUUGUUUUCUGGUUUUAGGUAAAAAGUUGAAAGUCUUGGCUUAAGAUGUUUAUAAACAAGAGUAAAGAAUCGUAUGAAGGUUUGAAAGCUGUUUUAAUAAGCUUUUUUUUAGCCACCAGUUGUGAAGUGCUUGACGAGGAUGUGGCAUCCAAAUAUUAAUGAAGACGGGGCUGUUUGCUUGAGUUUGUUGCGGCCAAGCUCGCUGGAUGGAAUGGGUAUGUUUUUACGUUAUUAUGAGACUUACAUCUUUAAUAUUUUUGUGAAACUAGCUUUGAAAACAUCGAAAGCAGUCUAAAAUAUGAAUUUAUACAUCGAAUAGGUACUCAUUUUCGGUUUUUUUCUCGAACUUCUUGGGAAGUAAUGUCUUUUAAGUUUUUUUCAUCAGUAUAAGUUGAAAUGGUUUAAUUAUGAUGUUUUAAAGCAAAAUAUUUGUGAUAUUAAUUUAGGUUGGAUGCCAACUCGAGGAAUUAAAGAUGUUAUCCUUGGACUGGAGAGUUUGUUCGGGGAUUUGAUGGACUUCGACGAUGCAUUAAAUUUAGCUGCGGCUGAGAUGUACAAUACUAACAAAGUAAGCCUCUAAAAAUGACGUUUCUUCAAAUGUUUGCACGUUUUUAAACGAAAAAUUAGGUUUACACGUCGUUUUGCAAAGUUUAUUACCAAUUUUAAAGCUUUUCGAACGUGUUCCAAGCCGUUUAGCUCGAAAACGGAAACUCAGCUAUAAUAUACUUUGUCGAGACAUAAAUAAGUUAAACCAGUUUGUUUUGGUUAUCAAAUUUGACCGUUUUCAGGAUUUGUUCGCAUCGAAAGUACGCGAUUACAUUGUUCGUUAUGGUAACAACACACGUUAUUGA